This is a messenger RNA of Ziziphus jujuba (common jujube), 2856 nucleotides long. Its product is annotated as serine/threonine protein phosphatase 2A 57 kDa regulatory subunit B' theta isoform. The record is from RefSeq and is a predicted model, not a curated record. The transcript has 3 exons. Gene Ontology annotation, biological process: signal transduction. NCBI's taxonomy places the organism in Eukaryota, Viridiplantae, Streptophyta, Magnoliopsida, Rosales, Rhamnaceae. Gene Ontology annotation, cellular component: protein phosphatase type 2A complex. Gene Ontology annotation, molecular function: protein phosphatase regulator activity. The coding region runs from base 831 to 2402 and encodes 523 amino acids.
UAUUUUUCUUUUUCUUUUUCUUUUUCUUUUUUAAUUUUUAUUUUGAAAAUUUGUUUUAUCUCCUCCGAGAGGUUGAAUUUAUGGACUGUGACUGAAUGUUCUGUUCUGAGGGGGCUGUUUUUGGUCAGCUUGUCCUUUCUUUCUCUUUCAUAACCAAAGAAAUAGAAACACCCCCCCAAAAAAAAAAAAAAAAAAAAAUAAUAAUAAUAAUUAGAAAAAUAGAAAAAAAGAAUAUCUUUGCUUUCUUACUCUACUCCUUCGACUCUGCUUCGAUCGCAUCCAGAUCCAGUCUAUCUGCUUCGCUGCUUAUUUUACAAGCUGCUGAUUGUUGGUUGGAAUAUAUACUCUUCAAGAAGAUGAAAGUUAGAGAUUGCUCUUCAGUUUGGGAAAGUUGUUAUUGGUGUCAUUGACUUCCAAAGUGUCUCUUUUCAACUUCUGUUUCUAAAAGGGUAAUCAUCGUUUCCAACAUGCUACAAUUUUCCAUAUAAAGGAAAAUUUCUCCAAUUCUCGGAAGAGAAUGAUAUGUGAAAUUAAGAGCUUCUUUGAUAUGUGAAAUUAAGAGCUUCUUUUAUGAUGCUUCGUUAAAUGCUUCUGGGGUAUGUUUAAUUUUCAUAUGGGAAUGGGUUUCUUUAUCUGAGUUUCCAAUCGAUAUUAGUGGGUCUGCUUAUUCAUUGGUUUGAAAUGGGUUUUAUGCAUCUGUGUUUUCUACUCUGAUUGUGAAGUUUGAGGUUCUUCACUCUUUGAUGGACUGGUUUCUGUAUUGAGGGAGCUUCCUCAUACAGCCGAGUUUAAUUGGAUUUGUAAACUUUUUUAAAAAAAGAAAAAAAGUCAUGAUUAAGCAGAUACUUGGUAAGCUUCCAAGGAAGCCAUCCAAGUCAGCUGAUCGUGAAUAUGGCGGUUCAUCUGUUCCAUCAAAUGCUGCUAUCAGUUCAAGAAGCAAUGAUUUAGCGAGUAAUCGGCCGAUAAACUCAAAUACUACCUCUCUUCCGGGCCUCGAUUCUGUUUCAAGUUUAGGAUAUAAUCAUGGAAGUAAGCUUGUCCAAGUUGCAAACUCAAAGAUAAAUGGAAACUCAGCUGCUGUUUCCUAUGAAGCAUUGCCAGCAUUUAGGGAUGUACCCAACUCUGAGAAGCAGAACCUGUUCAUAAAAAAGCUGAACAUAUGUUGUGUUCUUUUUGACUUCACUGACCCAACAGAGCAUCUGAAGGAAAAAGAAAUCAAGAGGCAGACGUUGCUCGAACUGGUAGAUUAUGUUACAUCUGCAAAUGUGAAAUUCACAGAAUCUGUUAUGCAAGAGGUAAUAAAGAUGGUAUCCAUGAACUUGUUUAGGUCACCCUCUCCACAGCCCCGAGAAAAUAAGGUUUUGGAAGCCUUUGAUUUGGAAGAGGAGGAACCUUUGAUGGACCCUGCAUGGCCACACUUGCAGAUUGUGUAUGAAUUUUUUCUGAGGUUUGUUGCAUCUCCUGAGACAGAUGCAAAGUUGGCCAAAAGAUAUGUUGAUCACUCGUUUGUUCUGAAGUUAUUGGAUCUUUUUGAUUCGGAGGAUCCCAGGGAGAGGGAGUAUCUGAAAACAAUUUUGCAUCGCAUCUAUGGAAAGUUUAUGGUCCAUCGCCCGUUUAUAAGGAAGGCAAUCAAUAACAUCUUCUUUAGUUUCAUUUUCGAAACAGAGAAGCAUAAUGGAGUUGCUGAACUUUUAGAAGUUUUGGGCAGUAUUAUCAAUGGGUUUGCUCUGCCUCUUAAAGAAGAACACAAACUAUUCCUCAUCCGAGCCUUGAUCCCCCUCCACAAACCAAAAUGCUUACCAAUGUAUCAUCAGCAGUUAUCAUAUUGCAUUACACAAUUUGUGGAGAAGGACAGCAAGCUUGCAGAUACUGUUAUAAGAGGUUUAUUAAAGUAUUGGCCAAUUACUAAUAGUUCAAAGGAAGUCAUGUUCCUUACUGAACUGGAGGAAAUUUUAGAAGCAACUCAGCCAGCAGAAUUUCAAAGAUGUAUGGUACCUCUGUUCCGCCAGAUUGCUUGUUCACUGAGCAGUUCACACUUCCAGGUGGCAGAAAGGGCUUUGUACUUGUGGAACAAUGAUCAUAUUGAGAAUUUAAUUAGACAAAACCAUAAAGUCAUUUUGCCCAUCAUCUUCCCUGCCCUAGAGAAAAAUGGUCGUAAUCACUGGAACCAGGUGGUUCAAAACUUGACACAUAAUGUCCGCAAGAUUUUCUCUGAUGUUGAUCCUGAACUAUUUGAGGAGUGUUUGCACCAAUUUCAGGAACAUGAGCGAAAAAUGGGGGAGAUAAAUGCAAAACAUGAAAUCAUGUGGAAGCACUUAGAAGACCUUGCUGCAUCAAAAGCUGCAAACAGUGAAGCAGUUCUUAAUCCAGGCUCACAACCCUCCCAAACAUCUUCAAGUUAGUCACAGAAGGAUUUGUCCUAUAGUUAGAGAGUUAAAUUUAUUUACUUUUUAAUUGGUGUUGGAUGGGAGCAAUGGAUGUUGGAUGCACUUUUCAGAGGCUGGGUGCUUAAGGGUUUUUGUCCAUCCUAUUUGGCUGUUCAAGCCCUUAUUUUGGGCCUUCCUCGCCUUUAUGGUCAAUAACACCCUAUGCAGCAAUGAAGUCUGAUUCUGGAGCUUCAGAUGCAAUAUAGACUACAAACAGGAGUUAGAAGAUGGAUUCACAUUCAAGGUGGAAAUAUAGCUAUAGAUUGAUGCUUAAAAUGAUUAACAUGAAGAAGCUAGAAAUUAUAGUAAAUUUUUAAGCACUUUUGGAGAUGAUUAAUUCCAAAUAGUUGUUGAACUACUGAAAUUCAUAUGUAUGUGUUUGUAUGCCUGUAUUUAUUGAGCUUAGAAUAUAUCUUUUUGUUUGUGUGAA